AAAGAAAUAUAUUAGUUGAAUUAUUUUCUUCAUUCUAUAAUAAAGCUUUCCCAUUGCUGCUAUUCAUCUGAACGAUGUCGAACCAGACUCGUCCACGAACCCUUCCAUGCGCAUUAUGCACUCGAAUGUUUGCUGCCCCGGGAGAUUUGAAUCAACAUAUCAAUGCUGUACAUGGAGGAAACCAUGCCAACGAGACAAUACGGCAACAGACAUCGGACCCUAGUCCUCCCCAGCCGAUACUAAAAACGCCUAACCGAUGGGAGAACAGUAUUCAGUUUGUGCGGGAGUCAGGUACAGAUACCAAACCCGCUCCUACGGCGGAGAAGCAGAUCGCGAAGAAAGAGAAACAAAAGAAGAAACAGAAGGGAUCAGGCUAUCAAGGCCAUAGCAGCUAUCGCCAGUCGGUCCCAUAUACCAGCUGGACGAUGGACAUGGGUCAGGGUAAUAGCUGGGGGCUAUGCGACAAGGACUGUGGCUGGUGUGGGCAUUGCAUGAACUUUGUUGAUAUAUAGUGAAUAAUAAGAAUCAAGAGUUAUGGUGAUCUAUUGUGGUAUAUAAUAGGGGUAAAAUACCUCUAUUAUAGUAAAACAUUCUAUAACCCUGGGGCAAUAUGAAUGAAGAG
Penicilliopsis zonata CBS 506.65 is the source of this 622-nucleotide messenger RNA. RefSeq lists its product as hypothetical. The transcript has a single exon. NCBI's taxonomy places the organism in Eukaryota, Fungi, Ascomycota, Eurotiomycetes, Eurotiales, Aspergillaceae. The record is from RefSeq and is a predicted model, not a curated record. The coding region runs from base 75 to 512 and encodes 145 amino acids.